AUAAUGUUAGUGUCAAAAUCAUAUUAAAAUAAAAAUUAUUAUCAUAAUAAUGAUUAUAUUGUUCUGUAAUAAAUCAGUGGAUUUAUGAACUGAGAAUAGUAGUAAUUCGAUAUUUUCUUAUUAAGGAACAAUGAGUGAGAGGGAGGCUCGGCGUGGUGCUGGUGGGGCGCCCUUCUACGUCCCUCCGCGACGGAAGACCUCAGCGGAGAUCAUCAGCGAAGCCCGGGCGGCUAUCAGGGGAGACAUGAGUGCACCGUCGAGCGGGUCGAGUCUGGGCGCUCUCCGACCGCUGCGGACUCGCCGCCCGUUCACUCCGCGCGACUCGCAGCGAGCUCACCUCGACCGAUACUCCUCCAAACACAAGUCCACGAGACCGCCCAGUGCUUUUGACUUGAAGUAUCCCGUAUUGGAGGAAAGUUACGAAGAUUCUAUUGAAGUGUCAGGUGCCCUCGUCGCAGGCUUAGACGAUGAUGAACUCGCUGGUGUCUUCAGCGAUACUUAUAGCAAUAGCAAGAAGAAACCACUGCAUCGAAACAAGAGUCUACCGCAGCCGGAGAAAACAGGAAAAGACUGGAGUUCCUUCACGAAGUUGCCACAUCUCAGUGGUAAGAGUAAGCCCUUGCAUCGAAGGAACACAACAGCUAACGAUGGUAAUUCAUUGGAGGAUUUAUCAGAAGCAAUUUCAGUGACUCAACCGGUUGGCGCAUGCGCUUCUAGUGGAGAUGGCGUGUUUCAAACUACAUCCAUGACUGUUAUCAGCAAAUCGAGUCCAAAAAGACAGCUCGCAUCUGGGAAGGCAGCGUCCUGUGACGUCACCGCUGGUGGACUUGGCGACGUUCCCGUGAGGCAUCUUUCUGUCCAGUUGCCCAAGACGACGCAGCCGCACCUUCACAGCAUGAACUUACUGGAAAUUUCUGAAGCGUUGUCACAGAGAUGCCGCAGCGUGGACAGAACGAGAAUGCUUCUAGAUGAACUAUUGAAUAGAGUGGUGACGUCACCCCCGGCUGGCAGUCUUCGAGAGCUGGUUCUCAGAUCUGUGUACACUCACGUUGAUAGCGACGAUAAUAGAAUACUAGUGACUAUUGCAAGAGUGAUGCUUACGAUGCAAGUUACCGGUCCACAUCUGACAGCGGCAUGCAAGUUAGUCUACAAGAUUUCUAGAAAUGAUAACACUGCCUCGUUUCAAGAUAAUAAUCUUCUUGAACUGAUGGUGGAGGGGUGGGGCCGCGUGGAGCCGGUGUCCGAGAGCACGAGCUGCGCGUGCGCCGCGGCCGCACUUCGUACGCUGACGCUGCACGCGGCGUUAUGCGAGCGAGCACACCGCGCCGGCGCACUGCCUCUAGCCGCGCUGCACCUCAAGAUGCUGACCACAGCUAAAGCGGAACGACCACGUCAAAUAUCGGAGGAGGCAAUAAACGCUCUGUAUCAAGUGACGGGCGUGCUCCGAAGCUUGGCGAACGCGAGCGAACAUUUGCACACAUUCGUGUCGAGUGGCGCGCUCGGGGAACUCCUCCACGCCCUAAGGAUUCACACGGAUCGAGACGUGCUCACUAAUGUUGCCAGAUGUCUCAGUGUGGCGUCUGGGGAUACGUCGUGUUGCUCGUGGCUGUGCGCAUGUGCAGACAGCGCGGGUGCAUUGCUUCGUGCGCUGGCUGCAUGCGCGUCACGCGCGUCGCUAGCUGUGCGACUCGCCUACACGCUAGGCAACAUGGCCGCCGGCGACCAACAGGCCAGAAUAAAUAUAUACAACGAAGAGGGAAGCCUGGAUGUGCUGCUCACGAUUCUGGAGUCGUACACCAAGCGGAGCACCGUGGCUGUGGAAUCGCGAGACCUCGGACCGGAUCCGGACCUACAUUUAGUCGGCUCUGAUCUUGUGGGCUCUGAUGGAUCGAACGAGGAUGUACUUAUUAAGACAGUUCGUGUUAUCGCUAAUCUUUGCCUUGCGGAUUCGGUCGGAACGGGUGUGGCUGGCUCAUAUGGCGAGCGAACUAUACGGGCGCUGCUAGCGUGCCUUGAGGUUGCUGAGAAAUCGUACUACUCAGAGAUGUCAGUAACGCAUGAUAAUGAAGAUGACCAAUAUGAUCGAUGCGAUGAGUUGGCAGUGGCAGCGCUUGCAACACUCAAUAACGUGACGUUCUAUUUGGAGCCACCGCCGUCGCCGCGUCGCAUCGAUGACACCAUUGAUAUGCUGUGUAAAGCUACGUGCAGAUGGGCCCAGGGAUCGGGCUUGGCGGCGUGCGAGGCGGUGCGUGCGCUUGGCAACCUGUCGCGAUCUGCGCGUGCUGCACAAGUUCUCGAGCUAGAGGGGGCUCUCGAUCUACUGCCACGCUUUCACACACACGAGGACGCGAGUGUGCGGUGCUCGGCGGCAGGCCUGCUGGUGAACGUGUGCGGCGCGGGCGGCGGCGCGGCGGGCGGUGCGGCGGCGGCCACCGCGCUGGCCGGGUCCGCGCGGCGCGGCGACGCUCCGACCGCCGCACUACUCGCCCGCGCCUUGUGGAACGCGCACGCACACCACCCGCUCGACCAACAACACUCGGCCCUCGCGACUCAAUCACUCGCUCUGUUCAUUGAUGACGACUCUGUUUUCACGCCGUGCGAGGCUAUUGGCGGGAGUCAAACAAGCGAAAGAAAACAGCACGUUAAAUUUGGAUUGGCACAAGACUGCGAGGAACCAAACAGUGAAGAACAGAAGAGUGAUCUCGAGGUCAUGAUCAAUGGUCACAGAUCUGACGGUGAAGAGGAAGAUGUUGGAUACUCUACGGAGGAUUUGGAGUUCGAGGAGGGAGAAGGUUGCGUAUGCGCCUCGUGCAAGAGGCUCGCGGGCUGGGAGGAGUUGGUGGCGGUAGCGCUGCCACUGCUAGAGGCGCUCCAACCGUCCAGGGUUGACGCCGCUGUCGGCACCGACUGACACAGCCUUCAUAUAUAUACUUAAUACAUACUUAUACAUAGCUGUGU
Messenger RNA from Leptidea sinapis, 2958 nucleotides. RefSeq names its product armadillo repeat-containing protein 2. Gene Ontology annotation, biological process: cilium organization. The record is from RefSeq and is a predicted model, not a curated record. Bases 131 to 2911 code for a protein of 926 amino acids. The transcript is spliced from 21 exons. NCBI's taxonomy places the organism in Eukaryota, Metazoa, Arthropoda, Insecta, Lepidoptera, Pieridae.